AUGAAAAGAAAUAGUGAUCAACCAUCAUUAUUCAAUUUUGGUGUAAAAAAAAUUAAAAAUAAUGAAGAAACUGAAAGUGAAUCGAGUAAUAUUGAAAAUAAUGCAACCGAAGUUGAUGUAAUAAACGCCUUGCAGACCCAACUUGAUUCAAAUAUAGACAAUGAAUCGUUAAAAAAUUAUUCUUUGGAUAUUGGGUUAUUUUUAUUAGCUUCUAAUAAUAUAAAUGAUGCAAAAAAAUACGAGUUAUUAAAAAAUCCAUGGAUACCUCCCAAAAAUUACCAAUUUCCCAUUGAACAACAAAGGCGGCUGAAAUUUCAAUUAGAUUGGUUAAACCGUUUUCCUUGGCUUGUUUACUCCGAAAAAGAACAAGGUGCCUUGUGUAAAUGCUGUGUACUAUUUGCCAAUAACAGUGUUGGUAAAGGGAUCCAUCAAAAAUUAGGUGCUCUGAUUAUAAAACCUUUUACGAAAUGGAAAGAUGCCAUUGAACGUUUUAAUCGUCAUUCAAACUCUGAGUAUCAUAAGCUUUCAAUCAUUCGCUCUGAAGAAUUUAUUAAAGUAAUGGAAAACAAAAAAAAUAAUAUUGCAAAUGAGAUAGAUACUUCACGAAAAAAACAAGUCAUUGAAAAUCGAUCUAUUCUUCGUCCAAUAAUUGAAACCUUAAUUGUAUGUGGAAAACAAAAUAAUGCUUUAAGAGGUAAUAAUGACAGUGGGAAAAUAUAUGAUGAAAGUAUAGAAACAAAUGAUGGGAAUUUUAGAUCUUUAUUAAGAUUUAAAUCAUUGACUGAUCCUAUUUUAGACAAACAUUUAAAAAACGCAACAACUUUUGCAUCUUACACGAGUCCUAGUGUACAAAAUGAAAUCAUUACUAUUUGUGUGGACGAAACACAAGACAUAUCUCGGUUAGAACAAAUGUCUUUUUGUGUACGAUACGUUGACGGUGUAUCAAACUGUAUUAUGGAAGAUUUUCUUGAAUUUUCAAUUGUUCACGAUAUGACUGAGGCUGUUCCAAAUGCGCUUUAUGUGCAUUGCGCUUCUCAUUCUUUGAAUUUGGCUAUAGGAAGUUCAUGUAAAAUCGUAUCAAUUAGAAAUUGUAUUGGAACUGUAUCUUCAGUAAUAACAUUUUUCCGAGCUUCAUCGCUAAGAACAAAAACACUGAUUGAAUGUAUUAAUGAAUAUGUCCCACAAAGUCGAACAAAAACUCUAAUAAAACUGUGUGAAACGCGAUGGGUAGAUCGACAUGAAAGCUUAAUUAGAUUUAAAGAGUUAUACAAAAUUAUUUAUAAUGCAUUAAAAAAAUUAGAAGAGUGUUCAAAUGUAGAAACAUCCCGUAUAGCUUUUCAGCUUUCAAAUUCCAUUAAUAACUCAGUUUUUAUCAUAGCUUUACAUGUGAUUGAGAAGUUUUUUUCUUUAACUUUACCACUAUCUAUAACACUACAAAAAGUAAAUAUUGAUUUGUCAUAUUGUUAUGAGCGAGUAACAGAUGUCUGUCAAAUAUUUAAAGAAAUUCGAGAAAAUAGCGAUGAUGAGUUUAAACAAAUAUUUUCUAAUUCAGAAGAGUCUAUGUUAGAAGGAAUUAUUGAGGUACCAAGAACUAUAGACCGACAAACUGCACAAAUUAAAAUAUGGCUAGCUAAAUGGAAAAAUGUAUCUGAUAGAGACCGUCCAACUACAUCAUUGACUACUUUGUCUGCAAUGUCUUAUGAUUUUUUCCCAAACAUUCACAGUCUUUUGACAAUUAUGGCCACAUUACCUGUUACAACUGCUACUGCUGAACGGUCAUUCUCAACUCUACGGAGACUUAAAACAUACUUACGAAACAAUAUGGGAGAAACGAGACUUACUGAUUUGGCUUUACUAAACAUAUACCGAAAUGCUAUAUCUUUCCUAAGUUCAAAUAAAAAAGACUUGGACAUUUUAAACAAACAUCCUGUUAUCAAAGAGGUAUUCCUAAAAUAUAAUACCACUAUUCCGUUCUCAGCUCCUGUUGAGAGAUUGUUUAGCAAGGCAAUUCAAGUAUUAACAUCUAGGCGUAACAGAUUAGGUGAUAAAGCAAUCAAUGAUAUACUUAUAAAAGAAAAACAACAUGAAACACUGUGUAAGAAAUCUGAAAAUAGAAUUCCUGCUCAUGUGUUUAUACAAGAUGUAUGCACAAGAUGGAAUAGCACAUUCUUAAUGCUUAAUCGAUUUGUUGAACAAAAAAAAAGUGUAUUAGGCUUAGCUCUUUGCAUUAAUUUAAAUGUAACAUUUUCUAUCAACGAUUAG
Aphis gossypii (cotton aphid) is the source of this 2262-nucleotide messenger RNA. Its product is annotated as zinc finger MYM-type protein 1-like. The record is from RefSeq and is a predicted model, not a curated record. NCBI's taxonomy places the organism in Eukaryota, Metazoa, Arthropoda, Insecta, Hemiptera, Aphididae. Gene Ontology annotation, molecular function: protein dimerization activity. The transcript is spliced from 7 exons. Bases 1 to 2262 code for a protein of 753 amino acids.